GAAACAGCAACUUCGUGUUUACCUGAGCGAAAUAUUAUUCUGCUCUCACGUGUUUAGAAUCCUGUCAUGCUUGUUGCCUCAGCGAAUACUUAUAAAUGACAUUUAUAUAUGGUUAGAAAUCGACAUGACGACGUUCGAUCUUCCAACAGAACUGACAGCGCGACCGCAGGCAUUAAUUGUUCUCACGGGGCUCGACGUAGUCCACAAUGCUAUACAUAAGCUAAUAUGGGAUGCUUUCAGCAACAACAGGCGACCAGACAGGGUGCCCAUACAUUUCAAAGACUUGCCUGGCGAUCAUGAAUACCCAAAACUGAAGCAGAAGAAAGCGGCGUACGACUGGAUUAUCCCCAGGGGCAUCCUGAAAAGCAUCUGGCUUCGCAAACACCUAUAUGAAAUCCCUGCAGUUGUAGUUGUUUUUUUCGAGUUGGACUGGGACGAACAUCUCUGGAAUGAGAAGCGUAUGGAGUGUGCGACACUUGUUGAAGUAAUCAGGACUUCUCUGCAGGGAAGGCCGAGCAAGGUCGCUGUUGUUCUUAUACAGAAGAAUACACCACUGCCACCAGGUGAGGAUGUGAUUGCAGCAGAGAGAGCUGCGCAGCUAUGCACGGCUUGCUCGCUCUCAGCCAAGUCCCUGUUCGUCCUGCCACACACAGACCAUCUAUUGGGAUAUGUCAUCAGGCUCGAGAAUGCAUUCUAUGAGCUAGCACAAGGGUAUUACCACACGGAGGCUCGAGUCGUGAAGCUACACAGGGAUCACCUAAACAAGACAACACACACACUUCUCUUCAUCCGACAUCAAUUCAAGGUUGCCUUCUACAGUGAACUGAAGCAGGACAGCCACACUGCACUCAAACACUACAAACAGGCGUACGUGCAUCUGCAAGAGCUGCGUAUCACCGACUAUAAUCUACUGGAGAUUAAAACGAUCGCUGGCUUCGUGAAUUACAAGGUUUGCAAGCUGUGUUUCCAGCACACCACACCCUUAGACGCCAUAGCUCAGUUCAGAAGACACGUCGACAUUUACAAGGCAAAGAUUGGCACGGCGGAACUAUCAUUCGAGCAGAGCGCAUGGAUGUCAAAACAGUUUGCUGUGUUUGGGGACUUGUUUGAGGAGGCAAUCACGGUAGGUCUGACGGCCAUACAGACCCAGCACCCUGGCUUUUACUACCAGGAAGCAGCCGGUCAUGCCGUGGCCAGGAAGAAGCUGUGCCGUGGUUUAUGUAUGGGGGAACACGCAUACCCAUCGCCCGAUCCACUAGAAAGUGUUGAUCAGUUGGAAUAUUACGGUCAGAGACCAUGGAGGCAAGGGCAACAAAGUCUGGAGCCUGGCAAUAUGCAGAAAGAGAGAGAAGCUAUCCUGGCCUUGCAGCACAGGGAGGCACAGGUGGACCACUCCUGGCUAGUGAUUCCGCUCCUCAGUUCAGCUGUCGGCCAGUUCAAGAAGUACAAGUCAGCAAGGAUGAAGCGAUACCUAGUCGUGCAGAUGGGAGAGGAGUACUAUCAUGCCAAAGACUAUAGCAAGGCUCUCACGCUGCUGGGAAGAGUGAUGUGGGACUACAGGAUUGAGCGUUGGUGGCGCCUCCUCACACACAUUCUACAGAUUGCCCUCAGGUGUGCGUACCUGGUGCGAAGCAUUCGCGACUACGUCACCAUCUCUAUAGAGCUGAUGGGAAAAUACGCGCAGACAGCGCGCGAGGAGAAAACUCGCAUUCAAGUCAACCUACUCAAGGUGCUUCAGGGUGAGUCACCGGAAGCUGAGUACGGAUGUGAACACGACAGCGUGGAGCAGAGCAAGGGCCUGUGGCGGGCGACCCCUGGUGGCGAAAAGUGCGAGUUUACCAUCGAAAUGAACAACAUCACAUCCUUUGUGGAGUGCAAGGCGAGCUUCGCUGCCGAAAGCUUCACGGGCGAUUCGAAGGUCGUGCUGAAGGUGGCGCUGAUCAACAAUGCACCGCUGCCCAUCCGCUUCUCCCGGCUUGCAGUGAUGUUCAGCAACACAGUGUACAACCAGUACUGCAUCACGUCUGAUGACCUGCCCAUCGCGGACACGAAGGAGAGUAGCCUUUACCUUCACCCAGGGAAAACACUUGUGAAGGUCUAUUCAUUUACAGUGGAUCCAUCAGAUGUCGGAUCAGACUUAGAGGUCACUGGCAUCCUACUGAGUCUGUGCACUGAGUCCAGCUGCUGUGCAACACUGCAUUGGAUGGGUGGCGGAGGCGACAUUGUGCUGCAACCACCGACGAUUCUUGCACCAACCAAAAAGGUGCCACCUGGUGCCGAUUUAUCACAUGUUCCUUGGGAUAAAAUCGCAAUUCUUUCAUGUGCAAGUAUAAUUCCACGUGAGGCGAACCUGGAUGUGAGGGUUGCACACAGCACGCCUGCACUCGUUAAUGAGUUCUACAGACUCACCAUCACAGUAGUCAACACAGAGCUGGUGGAGAUUAUCGACAUUACGAUUAGUGUCAGUCUCGUCGCAGAAGUAGGUGGCAGCACCGUGCAGGAGAUGACCAUACUACAUGAGGAGCCAGCCAGCCAACCUGUGCAGUCCAUUCCAUUACUCAGACUCAGCUCUCUGAAGCCACAGGAGAAGGGCAGCAGAGUGGUCUAUGCACGAUGCCUAAAGAGUGGCAAUAGAGAGUUCAGUGUGAAGGUGACGUACAAGGUAUCCGUGGACGUCGACACAAGAAUGCUCCCCUGCACGUGCGUUAAGCAGGUGCUAGCAUCUGUGGAGGCAAUCGAACCGUUUGAAAUCAGCCAGCGCCUAGCAAACAUGAGGUUUGAUCCGAUGAACAAGGUGUAUGUGGACGAGCCUUUCCUCCUGCUCACCGAGGUGCGAUCACUGUCCCCGUGGCCACUGGUCAUCAACGGCAGCUCGCUGACCCUGCACAAAGCCAUGCAGCCUGCGGAUGAGGAAUGUCCAUCGCAGCUCAGCGAUGUGACGCUGUGGACGGAUGACCGUGCGUCUGAGUGCCGUUGCCUCGUCGCCUCGUCUAACAGUCCCUGCGAUAUCGACAUGGGCUCGUUUUUUUUCGCCAUCGAAUGGCGACUACUGGCUGAAUGA
This is a messenger RNA of Priapulus caudatus, 3061 nucleotides long. RefSeq names its product trafficking protein particle complex subunit 11-like. NCBI's taxonomy places the organism in Eukaryota, Metazoa, Priapulida, Priapulimorpha, Priapulimorphida, Priapulidae. The transcript has 24 exons. The record is from RefSeq and is a predicted model, not a curated record. Bases 125 to 3061 code for a protein of 978 amino acids.